AUGAGUGAGUCGAUCCUUGCCGCGUUGUCAGCGCUGUCUAUCAAGGCAAGCGAGCCGCGCUCCGCCACGCAUGCCUCUGCAUCGUCGCAGGGUGAAUGGGCAGAAGCUCUCUCUGCUCUGCCUGACACGGCCAAGCCAGCCAACUACCGUUUGCUCAAGACGCUUGUUUUCAAGCCCAAGACGGCCAAAUCGGAGACGCCCAUUCCCGUGAUGGUUGUGACGGAUGAGGCCACUCAAACGAGUACGCCGGCCAUUGGUGCGCAUCUGAAGCUUAAAGAGUUGCGUCUGGCGGUGCCGGAGCUGCUGCACGCGACACUGGGUGCAACCAAGGACGAUGUGUCGCCCUUCUCCGUGACGGCGGAGAAUGCAAGCAAGCUGCGUGUCUUAGUGGACCAAGAUAUGGUUGAUUCUGGUGCCAUAUAUGCUGUGCAUGCUCGCUCGGCGUCCGAGACUGUGUUUGUGACGGGUGCGGCGCUGGUGGCCUACCUGACGAAUGUGCAAGCCUCGAUGGACACGGUCGCAUUCAGCACGCUUACUGCACCUGCCAAGCCGCAGCAGUCGGAAGUCCAGAAGCCCGUGUCGAAGUCGAAGCAGGAUGCCAAGAUCCAGGAUGCCGAGCUCAUUGGCAUUACCGUGCGCAAGGAACUCGACUUCCCAGAGUGGUACCAGCAGGUGCUCCGGAAGGGUGAUAUGCUGGACUACUACGAUGUCAGUGGCUGCUACAUUUUGAAGCCUUGGAGUUAUUUUGUUUGGGAGUGUAUCCAGGACUUUUUUAAUGCCGAGAUCAGGAAGAUUGGUGUGCAAAACUGCUCGUUCCCCAUGUUCGUGUCGUCGGAUGUGUUAGAACGUGAAAAGGACCACAUUGAGGGCUUUGCACCCGAGGUCGCUUGGGUUACCAAGGCUGGCAAGUCUGAUCUCGAGAAGCCUGUGGCUAUCCGCCCCACCUCUGAGACGGUCAUGUACCCAUACUACGCCAAGUGGAUCCAGAGCCACCGCGAUCUGCCGCUGCGAAUGAACCAGUGGAACAGUGUGGUGCGCUGGGAAUUCAAGCACCCGCAGCCAUUCCUCCGAACGCGUGAGUUUCUGUGGCAGGAAGGACAUACGGUGCAUCUGCACAGAGAGCAGGCUGACGAGGAGGUGCGCUAUAUCCUAGACCUGUACAGGCGCGUGUAUGAGGAGCUGCUGGCUGUGCCGGUCGUUCCAGGCGUCAAGUCCGAGAAGGAAAAGUUCGCUGGUGGUUUGUACACGACGACCGUGGAGGGCUAUGUGCCCACGACGGGCCGUGGUAUACAAGGUGGUACGUCGCACGCGCUUGGCCAGAACUUUAGUCGCAUGUUCGACAUUACGGUGCAGGACCCCAAGGCCUCUGACGAGGUGCGUGGCAAGCCCGAGGGCCGUCUGUUCCUCUGGCAAAACUCGUGGGGUCUAUCGACGCGCACGAUUGGUGUGAUGGUCAUGGUGCACGGUGACGACAAGGGUCUAGUGAUGCCGCCGCGUGUGUCACAAGUGCAAGUGGUGAUCGUGCCGUGUGGUCUCGGUGUCAAGGUGUCGCAGGAAGUCAAGGAUGCCGUGAACAAGCUGUGCGCUGACACAGAGGCCCAGCUACGCGGCGCUGGUAUUCGCGCGCAUGCGGAUCUGCGUGACAACUACAACCCUGGCUUCAAGUUCAAUGACUGGGAACUGCGUGGUGUGCCGCUGCGUAUCGAGGUCGGCCCGAAGGACUAUGAGAACAAGUCGGCCGUCGCCGUGCGUCGUGAUACGGGUGCCAAGGCGUCGCUGCCGAUCGACUCGCUGGUGCAGCGCGUGCCUGAACUGCUUGACAGCAUCCACGGUGAUAUGCUGGCCAAGGCUGACGCGCAGUUCCGCGAUCACCGCAAGGUCGUGCUGACAUGGGAUGAGUUCACGCCGACGCUCAACGAAAAGAACCAUGUCAUCAUCCCGUGGUGCGAGGACAGUGAGUGUGAGGACGAUAUCAAGGACCGCAGCGCUCGCAUUUCGCUGGCCGGCGAAGCACAGGAUGAGCGCGCUCCGUCCAUGGGCGCCAAGUCGCUGUGUAUUCCGUUCGACCAAUCGCCCUACCCGCCGAUUGAGGGACACAAGUGUCCGCAGUGCGGCAAGCCGGCCAAGUGCUGGACCAUGUUUGGCCGUAGCUACUAA
Messenger RNA from Malassezia restricta, 2157 nucleotides. Its product is annotated as prolyl-tRNA synthetase. Gene Ontology annotation, biological process: prolyl-tRNA aminoacylation. The record is from RefSeq and is a predicted model, not a curated record. NCBI's taxonomy places the organism in Eukaryota, Fungi, Basidiomycota, Malasseziomycetes, Malasseziales, Malasseziaceae. The transcript has a single exon. Gene Ontology annotation, molecular function: ATP binding; proline-tRNA ligase activity; aminoacyl-tRNA deacylase activity. The coding region runs from base 1 to 2157 and encodes 718 amino acids. Gene Ontology annotation, cellular component: aminoacyl-tRNA synthetase multienzyme complex; cytoplasm.